This is a messenger RNA of Xyrauchen texanus (razorback sucker), 6164 nucleotides long. It is a transcript of the gene mical3b, whose product is annotated as microtubule associated monooxygenase, calponin and LIM domain containing 3b. The transcript is spliced from 31 exons. Gene Ontology annotation, molecular function: protein binding; FAD binding. The record is from RefSeq and is a predicted model, not a curated record. NCBI's taxonomy places the organism in Eukaryota, Metazoa, Chordata, Actinopteri, Cypriniformes, Catostomidae. The coding region runs from base 164 to 5545 and encodes 1793 amino acids.
AUUCCUGCACUGCAGCUGGCUAUGACACUAGAAGAAAUGUGGCUCCAACAGUUCUAAGACCCACUUGGAAACUUGCCAGAGAGAGACCAAGGAAGAGAGAGAGAGCAUGUCAGCAGCGCGAGCACGCCGCAGAGAACCAGAACGGGUCCUGUGAGGAGCAGAAAUGGGGGACAGACAGUCAGAGGUGUGUCGGGCCUACACCUUGUUCGAUGCCUUCGUGCAGGCCUCCACAUGCCGGGAGACCCUUAAAUCUUUCCAAGAGCUGUGUGAAGAGCUGAAGUUGCAUCCUGGUGGGCAGCCGCAAUUCUACCACACCCUGAGGAACAGACUGCACUACUGGAAGGCCAAAGCACUAUGGGCCAAACUGGACAAACGAGCCAGCCAAAAAGAGUACAUGAGAGGCCAUGCUUGCAUUAACACCACGUGUCUAAUUAUAGGCGCAGGUCCUUGUGGACUUCGAACUGCUAUAGAGUUGGGUUUCCUGGGUGCCAAGGUGGUUCUGGUGGAAAAGAGAGACGCUUUCUCACGGAACAAUGUUUUGCAUCUCUGGCCCUUCACCAUCCAGGACCUCCGUGGGCUGGGGGCUAAAAAGUUCUAUGGAAAGUUCUGUGCAGGAGCCAUAGACCACAUCAGUAUUCGUCAGUUGCAGCUGAUGCUAUUAAAGGUGGCCUUACUUUUGGGUGUUGAGGUUCAUGUGAAUGUGGAGUUCAAAAACCUGUUGGAACCUCCUGAAGACCAGGGAAAAACAAGUAUUGGCUGGAGAGUAGAGGUGCACCCCUCCUCUCAUCCAGUUAGACAGCUGGAGUUUGAUGUAGUCAUUGGAGCAGAUGGCAGGAGGAACACAUUACCAGGGUUUCGCAGGAAGGAGUUUCGGGGUAAACUGGCCAUUGCCAUCACAGCGAAUUUCAUCAAUCGUAACACCACCGCUGAGGCUAAAGUGGAAGAGAUCAGCGGUGUAGCCUUCAUCUUUAACCAAAGGUUCUUUCAAGACCUGCGACAAGCUACAGGAAUUGAUCUAGAGAAUAUAGUAUAUUAUAAAGACGACACUCACUACUUCGUCAUGACUGCUAAAAAACAAAGUCUUCUGGACAAAGGAGUCAUACUGCAUGAUUAUGCUGAUACAGAGAUGUUGCUGUCCAGGGGUAAUAUGGACCAGAAUGCAUUGCUCUCGUAUGCCCGUGAAGCAGCUGAUUUCUCCACCAACCAUCAGCUCCCUAUACUUGACUUUGCCAUCAACCACUACGGCCAACCAGAUGUGGCCAUGUUUGACUUCACCUGUAUGUACGCAUCUGAGAAUGCAGCAAUGGUGCGCCAGCGCAGGGGACGUCCUCUGCUGGUCACUUUGGUGGGUGACAGUUUACUAGAGCCAUUCUGGCCUAUGGGGACAGGAAUUGCACGGGGAUUUCUGGCAGCUAUGGAUACUGCAUGGAUGGUUCGCAGCUGGGGUCAGGGCAAGACCCCUUUAGAGGUUGUAGCUGAGAGAGAGAGUGUGUAUCGGUUGCUUCCUCAGACAACACCAGAGAAUGUCAGUAAGAACUACAGCAGGUACAGUCUGGAUCCAGCUAGUCGUUAUCCGAACAUCAAAAUGCAACUCAUCAAUGCUGCUCAGGUGUGCCAUCUCAUAGACACAGGUGAGGGUCCAGUUUUGGGAGUUGAUACAGUCAAUUCUCCACACCCAAGACUUACACGACAAGAAUCAACAGCUCGUUACGGUAAGCUAUUGAGCUGGUGUCAGGAACAGACACAGGGUUACAUGAAUGUGUGUGUGACAGACUUCACAACUUCCUGGACGAGUGGCCUGGCCCUGUGCGCUCUCAUUCACAGAUACAGACCUGACCUCAUUGAUUUUGCCUCUCUGGAGGAGCAUGAGGCUAAACUCAAUGGACAGAUGGGUUUGGAUGUGGCAGAGCAGGAAUUUGGUAUUUGUCCUAUAAUGACCGGCAAGGAGAUGAGCACAUUGGAAGAAAGUGACUCUCUUUGCAUGGUCAUGUACCUCAGUCAACUUCAUGAGCUCCUCAAAGACACAGCACCACCCAGUGAAAGCCUGAGCUCUGAUGAGAGAUCUGUUCUGUUCUCCAGCACCAGGUCACCCAUCUCUCUGCUCAGUAAACUGGGACAGAGUCUUUCACGCAAGCGCAAUCCUAAGGAUAAGAAAGAGAAAGAUGCAGACAGUGUUGGAAAGAGGAGGAGAACAAGUCAAGCUGGCCAAUCAGAGGAUGUGAUCAUGAUAAAAGAUGAUCAGACUGCUGCAGGAACCCCAGAGUCAGAACCAAAGAUAGGUGCGGAUGGUCACAGCAAGGUCCGGUCCAUGGCAACGCUACUGCUGGCUAAAUUUGAGGAAAAUGCCCCAUCGGCUUCAGCCAUUGCAGUACGCAGACAGAGCUACAUUCAGAUGUAUACGGGCGGUGUGAGCUCAUUGGCUCAGCAGAUAGCCAGUCAGAUUCAGAGUCAGCAGGACCAAGCUCCCAAGCUCCUUCACAGGAGGGAGUUGGGCUCUCAAAAGAAAGACUUUCCUGUGAGCAUGGGUGGCAGCGAUGUGUGUUAUUUUUGCGCUCAGCGUGUGUAUGUCAUGGAGAGGUUGAGCGCGGAGGGAAAGUUCUUCCACAGGAGCUGCUUCCAGUGUGACCACUGCAGUUCCACAUUACGCCUCUCCAACUACGCUUACGACCAGCUACAUGGGAAGUUUUACUGUAAGCACCACUACGGUUUCAGACUGGCCGGAGUGAUUCACAGAAAGAGACCGGCCCCUCCGGUGGCCCCUCGGCCUACUCAGGCUGUUCCUGCCCCAUCCUUGGCUUCUACAUCUCUGUCCUCUCCUGGCUCAGUGGACACGGCCACACUACCAGACUGCUGGUCCUCCACCACUCACCCAGACAUGACAUCCAGUCUGGCUAAGCGACUGUGUGGUACUCCAGAGCGCAUAGAGCUGGAGAACUACAAACCCUGUCCACCGCAACAGAACAGCCCUUUACUGGAGGUCCCAGAGGAGACGUUGGCACAGCACAACCUCAGUGCAAGCCUGCAAGAGAAGAACCCAGAGGAGCAGUCCAGUAGCUCCGAGUCAGAGCUGGAUGAGGAGGAGCUUGCCUGGAAGAGGGAGGAGGUGCCACAUGCCAGGACCAAUGGAGAAAGAGAUGUAGAUCUGGGGGAACGGCAAAAGGAGGAAGAGGGAGGUGCGGAUCUGAUAAGACAAGGGGAGAAGGAGGAAGAGGAGGAGAAAGAAGAAGACGAACAGGACGUUUCUGAAGAAAAAGAAGAAGAAGAAGAGGGGGAGGAGGAGGACGAAGGAAAUUCUAGUGAUGAGGGUGAGUACUGCCCUUGGGAGAGGGAACGGCUUUCAGGGGUGUGGCUUGAGGAAGAGGCGGGGUUUACGAAAGAGUCCUGUGAAGGGUACAGCAGUGACCCGGAUGUAGAAGCCAGCUCGGACAGAGAAUCCAAACCAUGUGAUCUACAGCAACAAGACACAGCUUCAGUCUUUUUGACUAAUGUUCAGUGUCACCAGUCACCCACUUCGCCAGAGUCCUCACCUACCCAGAAACUCACUAUAUUUAAUUAUAUUUCCACACCUGAACUGGUGAUUGGCCCAGAAAAAUCAACCACCAAGAGGUCAGAGGUCAUUGAGGAGUUCUGGCUAAAGAGUGCAGAGAUAAGGAGGAGUUUAGGACUAACCCCACUGUCUAGAGAUUGCCACCCCGAAUUUAUGGCAGAUUCGACAGAUAAUGAAAAAUCCAUUAAUAAAGAAAGCUUUUACACCUCGGUCACAUACAUACCAUCCUACAAUACUUCCGGCUCAGAUUCAGCCUAUCAUACACCAAGAAACAGUGUUUCAAGCAAGCAAACUCCCUCUCAGACAGAUGUUCAUAGCACGCACACACACUCACCGUCUUCUGUACCAUCUGACACUCUUGAAGGCGAGGCAGGUGUUGCUUUAGAGGAGGCCAUAGGGCGAUGUUCUGUAAUCCACAGACUCAGCAUCACUGUUGAAGGUUGUGUGAUGGCUGACAAGCGAGGUUUGGACCCUAAUCCCACCUCUUUUGAAACAGGAGCCAAUCAAAGAGACUCAAUUCCCGAUGCAGGCAUUUUGACCCCUCCCUACAGCCCACUUCAGUCCCCUCUUGUUGCACGACAGUCCUGCGCCCUUCAACAUUCUGAACCGGUUCUGGAGCGAGACGUUCUGGUCUGCUCAUCUUUAUACCCACAACGGGACAGUUUUAAACUCAACCAAGCUCAGAGUCUUCCUUCAGAUGAGAUAGAGGUACUAUGUGGGGGUGACCCCGAAGAGGAUCACCCUUGCCCUGCUACGCCAACCAGACUGCCGGAAAGAUCAAACAUCAUGGAGACUGGAAAUGUUGUUGGAGUCAAGCAUGCUGAGAUGGGUAAGCCUAGACUGGAACACAGGAGAACACUUUCAGACCAGGUGGUCACCCCAUUGCUGGCGGGGGGGCCAGAGGUCAGACUUCGGAGGUCAGAAAUGAAGCUAUGGGGGGCAGAGGGGGGAAUAGAGGAGAAGGACAAAAAAAGCAAAUCGUUGUUCUCACCCCGUAAAAGCAGGAAGAGCAUGAAUGGAGCUGCUGAGACCAAGCGGGAGCCAGGAAAGCACAAGUCCCUUUGGAAGGCUGUUUUUUCUGUGUAUAAGAAGGACAAGAAGCGGAAGGAGGCAGCGAUGAUGGCUGACACUCUACCUGCCAAUGCUAACCCUGAGAGCAAACGGAAAAUGCCGGGUAUCAACAGAACAACAGACCUGUGUUUCAGGAAGAAUCCCAGUUUAUCUGAUGAAACAGACUUGUCCUGCAGUGCUGUUUUAGAAAGAUGUCCUCUCAGAUCUCAGAAAGCAGGAACAGAGGAAGAACUCAAUGCCAAGCUGACCCGCCGAGUGCAGAGAGCAGCACGCAGACAGGCCAAGCAAGAAGAGCUGCGGAGAUUGCAUAGAGCACAGAUGAUUCAGCGUCAGUUGGAGCAGGUGGAAGUGAAGCAGAGGCAGCUGGAGGAGAGGGGCGUGGCCGUCGAGAAAGCUCUGAGAGGGGAAGCAGAGCCCUUUCCUGGUUCUCUUUGUAGAAGACCUGUCUAUCUCUGUCCUUGCUGUUCUUCAGAAGCCAAAGCUAAAGGGACAGAACACGAUCACUCCAUAUAUGUCUGUACAGUCUUUUUCCUUUAUGUAGUGCAAGAACCUCCACUUCAACAGCUAAGAAUGGGAAAGAAAGAUGACCCUAGCCUGAUGCAUCAGUGGUUUAAGCUGGUACAGGAAAAGAAUGCCCUUGUGCGCUAUGAAUCUGAGCUUAUGAUAUUUGCACGUGAGUUGGAACUGGAGGACAGACAAAGUCGUCUGCAACAGGAGCUGAGAGAGCGCAUGGCAGUAGACGACCAUCUUAAGGAAGAGGAGGAGUUGGCAGAGGAGAGGCGUAUUUUGAGCGAGAUGCUGGAUGUGGUAGAGCAGAGGGAUGCGCUGGUAGCCCUGCUGGAAGAGCAGAGAGUGAGUGAGAGAGAGGAAGACAGUGACCUGGAGGCAGUGAUGCUUUCUAAGGGCUUCAGCCUACACUGGGACUGACUCGCACAUGCAUGGAUUUCAUCAAACAGCUUUAAGGGCCACUCUGUGUCUGUAUCUGCUACACAAAUAUGCAGAUACUCUGUAUUCAUUGGUCCAAACAAGCCCUUCCACCUGCACUCUGGGCCAUACAUGCAAUGGCACAUAUAUGCUUUGGUGUCCUAAUAAUAUACACAAGGACUCUGCAAGAGAUUCCUACAAAAUAAAGCUCCAGGUGGGGAUAAGUGUAGAUGUCUUGCUGCCAAAUAAUGCGCCUUUAAAACCGCUACGCUACUAUGCAAAAAAAGCACAUUUAAAUGUCUACUUUUUGUUGUAUUGUGUGGAUAAAGGAAAAGUACAGCUUUAAUUUGACCAAUCCAUUUCUUUUACACUAAUGAUGGUGAGGAAUAUGAAAUGGCAUAUACAGCCAUACUGUUAAUGUACAGUCAUUUCCAUCAGAUUGAUGCAUGUAAAUUUAGAUGCACACAAUAAGGCCUGUCAAAAAAUAAAUAAAUGCUUUAUGUUGUUUAACAUGCACAAUCUAACCCCCACAUUAUCAUUUUGUAUUUAUUGGCUGAAAUAAGCUUAAAAAUCAUCUUGGUUUGCUCAGAAUAAAUAAAACCAACUUGCUAGGUGUAUUUUA